AUGUUGACUCUGCGCAGUCUCGGCGCCCUCGGCGCCCUCGUUGCCGUCGCCAAGGGCUGCGAGAAGGACCCGAUGCUCGAGGACUGCGAGUACAACCCUUACGUCAAGGUCGAGUACCAGCCCGUCGUGUCCGUCUGCCGCAGUGGCGAGAGAAUCACCACGGCCAACCUCUGCACCUUCACCCGGGAGCAUACCAGGAGCGCCUUCAAGCCCGUCCCGACCAACGACGACUGGGAGCACGCGCGCAAGAACCGCAAGCACGACGACAACCGCGAGAAGCCUAACCCUUGCACGUACGGCCACACCUACUCCUGCUGCCAUGUCCUGACCCGCAACCAAUGCGGCGUCAGCCAGGAGGAGUGUGUCGUCUACGAGGAGGAGAAGAAGCGCCCGAAGAAGCACCACCCCGAGAUCGGAUCCAACCCAUGCACGUGGGGUCCGUCUUACUGGUGCUCUUGCCCGUCCCACCUCACCGAGUGCAACGUCCCACCUUCCGUCUGCAAGGACAAGAUUGGCGAGGAUCCCUGCACCGAGGGCCCCGCCUUCUGGUGCUCCAGCCCUGCUCGCAUGCGCCAGUGCCGGGCCACACAGGCUGACUGCGACGAGCUCAUCGGCUCCGACCCUUGCACUUGGGGUCCCGCCUACUGGUGCUCCAGCCCCAAGCACAUGGCUCAGUGCAAGGUCUCGCCCGCCGACUGCGCCAGCUUCACCUCUACCGCCACCGGAAGGCCCACCAACACUGCUAUUGGCGGCAACCCUUGCACCGAGGGCCCAGCCUACUGGUGCUCCAGCCCCGCACACAUGCGCGAGUGUGGUGUGACCCCUGAGAUCUGCGCUCGUUAUACCUCCACUGCCACGGCCACUGCCACCACCACGGCCAUCGGAAGCAACCCCUGCACGGAAGGCCCGGCCUACUGGUGCUCCAGCCCUGAACACCAGAUCGAGUGCGGUGUGCCUCCGGGUUACUGCGACCGCUUCUCAACUGCCUCGUCUACCGUCGGUCCCACGUCUGGAGCUACGUCUGGAGCCACCUCCGGAGCCACCUCCGGUGCUACCUCUGGAGCCACUUCCGGUGCCACUUCCGGUGCCACCUCUGGAGCCACAUCCGGCGCGACGAGCGGUGCUACCUCCGCUGGCACUUCCGCUGCCACGUCGGCUGGCACCUCCGCUGCCACCUCCGCUGGUACAUCGGCUGCCACCUCCGCCGCUACGUCGGCUGCUACCUCUGCCGCUACGUCGGCCACCACCUCCGCCGCCACCUCCGCCGCUACUUCGGCCGCAACCUCUGCUGCGACGACCGCUGCCACUUCGGCCGCGACAACCGCCGCUACGUCGGCUGCUACCACGACAUAG
Molecule: messenger RNA, 1353 nt
Organism: Drechmeria coniospora
Lineage: Eukaryota; Fungi; Ascomycota; Sordariomycetes; Hypocreales; Ophiocordycipitaceae
Exons: 8
Coding region: 1-1353 (450 amino acids)
Source: RefSeq, a predicted model, not a curated record